This is a messenger RNA of Symbiodinium natans, 4914 nucleotides long. Lineage: Eukaryota; Dinophyceae; Suessiales; Symbiodiniaceae. The record is from the annotation of a GenBank genome assembly.
AUGGGAAAGUGCCACCUGCAUGACGGGUGGGGACAACGUCGUGGCCGGCUCGCCUGGUAUGGCCGUCAGCGCGCCAGCGCGCGGGCCGGACUGGGAGCGAAGCAGGGCUCGGCGGUCCGGCGUCAACGACGGCCUCGGCACGCAAUCGCGCGGGUUGUGGCCAUGCACCUUCAAUCAAUGCUUGUCGUGUGCCAUGCUGAGCCUACAUCGGCUAACAGAGCGCGCCUGAACAGGUGCAUCGCUGAUGCAGAGACUGUUGAUUCGAAAGCAGCCGGCAAGAAGCUCGCAUCCGAGCUCAAGCGCCUGAUCGAAAGAUCGAAGCACCUGCUUACGAAUUCAUCGUCUUUGCGCUUGCCCGACGUGCUGGUUUUGGAGUUUGCCAAUCCGCAGUGCGUGAUGGACGAUUGGCCUGGGUUUGCAGCUGGCUCCGACUAUCUGCCCAAGCAGGGGCGAUGUAUACCUGUGAUCGUCAUUGAUGUGUUGGAGGCGCAACGCUCUUUGCCAAAAUGCCAUGACGGAAUACUGCGCUUGGCAGGGACCUACGAGGUCCUUGAUCAGAUGGAGUUUUCUGCGCCUUGCAACUUGAGCGCCGAAGGCGCAGAGGUGCUUUUGCGGGCGCCCCUCCGGUUCCAGGGCUCCACCAGCAUCCGGGGGGACGUGCGAUUCCGGGCUCUCCGUGCUUUCAGGGAACCUUGUGUUACCGUUGGGGGCAAUUUCAGCCUUCAUCCUGCGGCGAACGUGGCUUUCGAAGGCUGCCACAACUCGCAAGCAACUGAAGAUGACGAGAAGGAAAGGCAGCGAGCGACAGACCGCCUUGGGGGCGCCUUGAAGGUUGCCGGCGACGUGGAGCUGUUGGGAGGGGUGCUGCUCUUUGUGGCUUGCCGAUCGGCGCGAGGUGGAGCUUUGUAUGCGGAAGGCAGCUUCCGGCAGUCCGGGGGCCGCUUCGAAGCUGCUGGCUGCUCUGCGGAGUUCACUGGAGGAGCCCUCCAUGUGCAGGGGGACAUCGAGAUUUCUGGUGGCCACCUAGCCUUCCACAACUGCACCUCUAGCAGCGGUGGAGGCGCCGUUUCUUCCGAGCGCGGCGCCGUCUUGCGCGGCGGAAGCUUGCUCUUGGAAGGGUGCUCCUCCACUUUUGGAGGUGGAAUCGCAGUAUACAGCGGCGGCUUGACGCUGUCCGGGGGCGAUGUCCGAGUGAGGAACUCUACAUCGCACGCCUCGGGAGGUGCCAUCUACGUCGCUGAGGGCAUAUUGGAGGUUUCAGGAGGGAACAUUUCCAUCCACAACGCGUCGUCCGAGAACGAUGUUGGAGGCGCCGUGCACGCAGCCGAUGGCGCCCACUUUCGCGGUGGCCAACUGCUGGUCGAGGGCUGCUCCGCAGAAAGCGGAGGUGCGCUGGCGGUGAAAGGUGGGCUCAACUUCUCCGGUGGCAUCUUCAGCAGCAAGUGGUGCGAUGCAGAAUAUCGCGGAGGUGCGCUUUCGGUUGAGGAUGGCAUCAAUUUCUCUGGUGGCCUCUUCAGCAGCAAGUGGUGCGCGGCCGAAUCGUUCGGAGGUGCGAUUGCGAUAUCAGGUGGCGGCUUCAACCUAUCCGGUGGGCACGUUGAGAUUGAGCAGGCUACGGUCCAGGCAAACGGAGGUGCCCUCUUCAUCAGCGAAAUGGGCUCCUUCCAGGCUUCUGGGGGCCACCUCUCAGUUCGCCACACCGAAGCACGCGGUUCAGCAGGUGCCAUUCAGAUCCCAACUGGUUUCUUCCACCUCUCCGGGGGCAACAUUUCCAUUCGCAAUGCCACAGCCCGAAACGAUGCUGGAGGUGCGAUCUCGGCCGCACGCGGCUUCUUCAUGCGCGGCGGACACCUUUUGAUCGAGGGCUGCAUCGCCCUGGCGGAUGGAGGUGGUAUUUCAACUCAGGACUUCAGCCUUUCGGGCGGCGACUUGCGCAUGGCUUGGUGUGACUCAAAGGCAAAUGGAGGCGCCAUCUUCGCGAGUGGCCACGUCGAGGUUUCUGGCGGUGACAUGACGGUCCGUCACGCCACCUCCCAGAUUGCCGGAGGUGGGGUCUAUGCCAGGCAGGGUGCGAAUUUCAGUGGUGGCCAAGUCCUGAUCCAGGACACCAUGAGCCAGACUGGUGGAGGUGCCAUUUUCGCGAUGGGACCAGAAGAGGGCGAGCGUGGGGAAAGCUUUGAGGUUUCGGGCGGCAACCUUUCCAUCAUCAAGGCCUACGUUGUCAGUGGAACUGGAGGAGCAAUCUCUGCAUACCAUGUUUCCCUGCGUGAUGGUCGCCUAUUCGUACAUGGAGCCAGCAGUGAACGAGGAGGUGCAAUAAUGGUGGUUCGAGGUGACAUGAUUGUCACGGGUGGCACCUUUGAAAGCGAGCACACCGAAUCCCUCGGCGAAGGAGAAUUUGGAUACCGAGUUUGUGGUGGCGGUGCAAUUUACCUUCAGCAGGGUUCCUUCGAGAUGCACAAGGGCAGUGUGCUCAUCCGGAACUCCACUGCAAAGAAGUUCGGAGGUGCCAUCGCUACCCACCAGAAUGUCUCCAUCCUGGGUGGUAGCCUUCGGAUUGACAGCUGCCGCGCCACCAGCGGAGGAGCCAUUGCGCUGAUGGGCGGUGCCUUCACCCUCGCCGGCGGCGACUUGCGCAGUGAACUUUGCACUGCAAGCAGAUAUGGAGGUGCCAUCUACUCCAGUGCCCAGCUCUAUCAAAUUUUGGGACAUGGCUCCUUCGAGGUCACGGGUGGCAACAUGUCGAUUCGGAAUGCUUCCGCGGGCUUUGAUGGAGGUGCCAUCUCCAGCCAAUCAUCACUCGGCGUCGCCCUUCGCGGGGGGCGCGUGGAUCUAGAGCACUGCGACGCCGGCUUGGCUGGAGGUGGAAUCAGCCUGGACAACGGUGAUCUCCACGUCGCCGGCGCUUUCAGCUGUAGGUGGUGUACGUCAAAGAAAGGAGGCAGCAUCUAUGUGCGGAAUGGGAGCAUGACUGUAAGCACAGAGAUUGAUGUCCUCAACUCGUUGGCGCACGACCUCGGUGGGGGAGUAUACGUUGGGCGCAGUGCCCGCUUUGAAGCUGGGCUGCGAAUGGGGCCCGCAACCGCGCGCGAAGGCGGAUGCCUCUACGUUCUGGGCAACCUGACCGUGCGAGGCACGUCGCUCUUCCGGGCUUGCGCAGCGUCCGGGCGAGGUGGCGCCCUUUCUGCGCAGGGGGACCUGAAAGUGCAAGACAUGGCAGUGGUCGGCGGUGGCGCGCCUUCGGCGGGGAUCUUUGUGACCCUCGGCAAUGCGAGCGUUGCAAGCCUCCGUGUCGACACAUUGCGGCCGGGACAGGCCAUGGCGAGCUCCCUGGUGAUUGGCUCUGUGGACUGCUUGGCUUCGCCUGGGUGCCAGUUCGAAACUGACCUGGAGACUGGCAACCUGCAGCUUGGAAACCUUGCGUGCGGCCGAGGGCUGGGGUGGGUGAACAAGCAGGGCGAGGCAAGUUGCCAAUCAUGCUCGAAAGGCCACACGCGACUCACCAUGCACAGCACAAGCUGCACCCGCUGCCCGGCCGUCAGCAACGUGACAAUCUCUUGCGAGCCGACGAUGCUGGGUGUGCCAGCGGGCUUCAUGGUCGUUCUGGACCCCCUCCGUGCAGACGACCUGUCCGAGUGGUACCAGUGCCCAAGUGAUCUGGCCUGCCCGGGAGGCCUGCUCAACGCCAGCUCGGGCCCUGGCGAACCCGUGCAGGUGAUCAUACCCAUGUGCUCCGGCGGCUACACCGGCCCUGGGUGCACCCGCUGUAUGGAAGACCACGCCCGCGGGGACAGCAACGUCCUGCAAUGUGUGGAGUGCGCCACGACUCGCCCGAAGGUGGUGCGGUAUGUGGCCUUCUAUAUCAUCAAGAACUUGGCCCUUUUUGCCUCUGCCGUCGGCAGUGUCACGGGCGCCAAAGCUGAGAGGGCGGCAAGCGCCACGCUGCUCAACCAGCUGAUGGCCUUCGCCGCCGUUGCCGGCGUAGCCAUGUCUGGUGCCAUGCAGACGCAGGCCUUCCAGAGCUUGCAGCAGGGAACGCAGGACCUCCUGGAGUACUUCCUGCUCCCGGUGGACAUCGCGCAAGGGCAGACUUCUGGCGGGCCCCAGAUGUCAGCAGAGUGCCUUCUGGCCCUGAUGGGGAUGGAGAAGACAGUGCACCACGCGCAUGUGCUGAUGUCCAUCUGGCCAGCGGUCCUCGUUGCUGGUCUUGGCGUACUUAAAGGCGGCUGGCUGGCGGCGGUGGUGGGCACCAACGUCUUCCUCCCGGCCUUCACCGCGGCCUUUGGCAAGUACCUGGUCGUCUUCCGCCUCCGGCCAGAACGCCUGGGAGGGGAACUGCACUGGGACUUCCUGCCCCCAGGCCCGGCAGCCGCCGUCCUGGCCCUGGUAGUGGCCUCCGUUUGCGCGUGCUUCGCGCUGGGCGCGGGUAGCUGGCUGUACGUGGUCCAGUUCCGCCAGGAGCCCAUGCGGCCUCAUGUGGCCUACCUGAUGCAGGCCUACAGAGUCGACUGCUCCGUGUGGGAGGUGGAACGCCUGGCACGGAAGAUGCUUUUGGCUUUGGUCACCACCAUGCUGCCUGUGACGCUGUCGCCUGCCCUGCAGAUGGAAGCCGUGAGCCUGAUCCUGACAGCCUCUGCAGGUCUUCACUAUUACUUCCAGCCCUACAAGGUCGAGUCGUUCAACAGCUCCGAGAUCGCCUUGCUGGCCCUUGCUUUGACCAUGACCGGGCUGACCACCACCCUCGUGGCCAACGACCUCCACUGGGCCCGCUCCAUCUUCACGCAGCUGGUGAUGAUCUUUCUGGUUUCCUUCCUGGCGGCGGGGGUGUGCCUGGUGAUGAUCAUCCGAUUCGCACUGGCCUUCCGUGACGAGCGCCGUCCAGCCGCAUCGAAGGAGGAGACGGCUGACAUCUGA